Molecule: messenger RNA, 384 nt
Organism: Protopolystoma xenopodis
Lineage: Eukaryota; Metazoa; Platyhelminthes; Monogenea; Polystomatidea; Polystomatidae
Source: the annotation of a GenBank genome assembly
AUGUCCGACCAAUCAGGACGGCCAGGACAGGGUGAAAGGACAUUUCUAGUCUGUAGAAGCUGGUCCAGGUCUGUCCCAUCGGCCCCAGCCUAUCUGAAUGCGUCUUCGCGGACCGCGGCCCUAGUGCCCUCUUUACGAUCCCGUUCAGGUGUCGUUUUCUCUCAAGUCCAUUUCCUCAUGACAUCAUCUCUUCUACGUACCUUUCUGGUUCACCUCAACACCAAUCUUGUAUGUGUUUCAUUCAUCAACCUCACAGUAGACAAGCUUCUCCAGCUUCAUCAGAAUGACUUCGGAUUUUGUCCGGCAAAGUUUAGUCUCAGACGUAUUGACUGGCGACUGGGGUCACAAAACCUGGCCAGAUCCAACCAUUUGGUUUACCCUUAA